Molecule: messenger RNA, 441 nt
Organism: Cokeromyces recurvatus
Lineage: Eukaryota; Fungi; Mucoromycota; Mucoromycetes; Mucorales; Mucoraceae
Product: ribosomal protein L23/L15e core domain-containing protein
Exons: 3
Coding region: 1-441 (146 amino acids)
Biological process (GO): translation; ribosomal large subunit assembly
Cellular component (GO): cytosolic large ribosomal subunit; ribosome
Molecular function (GO): structural constituent of ribosome; rRNA binding
Source: RefSeq, a predicted model, not a curated record
AUGCCUGCAAACUCAGCUCCCAAGGCUAAGGCUCAAGCUGCCAAGAAGGCCGCCCUCAAGGGUGUUCACGGUAAGGCUGUUCGUAAGAUCCGCACUUCCACUCACUUCCACCGCCCUAAGACUUUGUCUUUGAAGAGCGUUCCCAAGUACCCUCGUAAGUCCGUUGCUCAUGCUCCUCGCAUGGAUCAAUACCGUGUCAUUCGUCAACCUCUUAACACUGAAACUGCCAUGAAGAAGAUUGAGGAUCACAACACUUUGACCUUCAUUGUUGAUGUCAAGGCCAACAAGAACCAAAUCAAGGAUGCUGUCAAGCGUCUUUAUGAUGUUGAGGCUGCCUCUGUCAACACCCUUAUCAGACCCGAUGGUUACAAGAAGGCUUUCGUUCGUUUGACUGCUGAUGUUGAUGCUCUUGAUGUUGCCAACAAGAUUGGUUUCAUCUAA